Schistosoma rodhaini is the source of this 1127-nucleotide messenger RNA. The record is from the annotation of a GenBank genome assembly. Lineage: Eukaryota; Metazoa; Platyhelminthes; Trematoda; Strigeidida; Schistosomatidae.
GCGGUCGAAACUCCGUCUGUCAACGCAUUCGGAAAGAAUUUGGAUCAAUUGAGAGUCCGCCAUCCCGAGGGAUAACAUAGGACAGAAUAUCAUGAAACAAGUAGAGCUAAUGUGAAAUAGAAAUGAUGAAUGAAUGUGCAAAAUUUUCUGUGCACUCAUUAGGCAUACAGCCAGUCUAAAUGUGUUGAUAUAUAGAAGACUUGUGAAGGGCGCGGUUAUUAAUAUGAUGGUUACUUCGGGGUGUGUUUCGAACCAUUAUACCGUGAAUAAUUGACCGUUCCCAGCCUGUUUUCUGCUGUACUCAGAUUGCUUUCAGCGCUUAAUGGAUUUCACUUGUUCAAUUUGCCUCAAUGUCUUGUUCAGACCAGUUCAUCUCCCUUGCAACCAUCAAUUCUGCAAGGAUUGCAUAGUUCAGGCUUUAAACUUCACUGCAUAUCAAUGUCCUAUUUGCAGAUACAGACUUUCAAACUGGUUACGGAGAGUAAAAGAUAUGGAUUCAGUAGUUUCGGAAAGUAAAGAAAAUGAAAUUCGAAGUCUUUUUCCAAAUUAUUAUGAUGCCAAAGAAUCGGGAAUGUCUCCUUCCUUAUCUGAAUCUGAAAUCAAAACCCUUGCAGCAAAAAACACAGGAGAUGUGCAUGAUUAUUAUAUGAAAGAGAUCGAGAAGUACUCACAUUUACGUUCUGUAGAAGAGAAAGAAAAUGAAGAAGCUUCCUUAGCACUAGCUGCUCAGCUCCUAUUUGAAGAUGGUCUUAAUUUGCCAGCAGAUGACAUUUUAUCCUCUGAUAAUAACCAUCACAUUGAAAAUAACCUUACAUCCAUUGCUUCUUCCUCAUCCAGAAGUAAAGGCGUAAAGAAAAAGUGCGAAAGAAGACAAAAAAAGAAAGCGACAAAAACAAGUAAGACAUUGUUGGAUUACGCUGUCAAUACAGCUAAAAUCGGAUUCAAACCAGAAGUUGCAAAUGAACAGAUUUUAUGUGAUGAGACAUUUGCUCGGAAGUUGCAGACUAAAUAUUCGAAACUGUUGGGUAAUAUGGAAAAGCAUAAACGUCUGAAAAGUCGAAAAUAACAUUCUUGAUAAUUUUGUGAUUAUCUGUGUAACAAUUAAAACAAUAUUUAACGCUAGUUUA